AUGCCAGCAACCUCGCUCGACGAUAGUAAAUGCAUUAGUUGGAAGCCGGGCGAGCUCAGCAUACUCGAUGAAAAACAUGCGGAGUAUCAGGUGUUCAAACUCGGCAGCGUGCAAAGAAAGGAACUCCUCGAUGUUAUGGCAGAGGCAUUACAGAAGGCCUCUCCUCGCCUUCAGAACAUGCAACUAUUGACAGUUCGUAAGAAGGUUCUGCACUUCUUCAAGAAUGAUAGGGUUCGGAAGAUUCAAGGUGACGGACGUGUUCCUCCCAACACACGCAUGCUAUUUUCUAUGUGCAUCCGUCACGAUGGUGCCAGCGCAUUGUGGGUGAAUUCUGAGGAGAGGUGGAAGGCCUCACUUUUCAAGAAGCUGCCAGCGGAGGAGCAGAAGGAGUGGGCCGAGAAAGCGGAUGUGCUGCGCAAGGAGGAGGAAAAUAUGAGCCUCGAUGAGGCCAUCGCCGUCAACCAGGAGACCCUCUUCGUCACAGUGGCCAUGGGUCUGAAGGCCUUGAUUGGAAGGUGA
This is a messenger RNA of Sparassis crispa, 519 nucleotides long. RefSeq lists its product as hypothetical. The record is from RefSeq and is a predicted model, not a curated record. The transcript has 4 exons. Lineage: Eukaryota; Fungi; Basidiomycota; Agaricomycetes; Polyporales; Sparassidaceae. Bases 1 to 519 code for a protein of 172 amino acids.